CGGCAAUUAAUUAUGUUAAUGAAUCCCCGGGAGACCAAUCAGAACACGUGUUGUCCCUGCAUGUUGAUUGUCGAUCAUGAAUAUGAAAUGAGGCAGGUUCCGAACUCUGAGGUGAAAUUUCGGCUGUUCGACAGCGUGACAGCUUCGGGCUUGUUGUGGAGUUUUUAUUAAAUCAGCAUUAAAUUGAUUUAAUUUAUUUUUUUUAAAAAUGCACCGGAAGAGUCCGCAGGUCCCAGAGCCGGAGGGGGAGUCCCCGGUUCUAUCCGCCUUCCCGGUGGUUUUGAAGAAUCUGAUCGAGAACCCGCCGCAAAAGCUGCUGGAGACGGACGGAAAGGACGAGGACAAAGAGAAGAAUGUGGAUGAAGCAGCCAGCAGCACCACAGCAGCAUCUGCCUCCCUCAUGCCAACCAUCUGGGAUAAGACUAUUCCCUAUGAUGGCGAGACCUUCCACCUCGAAUACAUGGAUCUGGAUGAAUUCCUGUUGGAAAAUGGCAUUCCAGAUAGCUCGAGCCAGUUCGAGCUACAUGAAGAAUUGCAAGAUGGCCUCUUGCCAGUGGUGGAGCUGGAAGAGAAGGCAUUGUCUCCUGCUCUGCCAUCUCCUGUUUCCAGAAGCGUGACGUAUUCUGAAAUGGACAGUGAUGAAGCGGAUGAGAGGAAGUCUGAACGGACCACUCCAAACUCUGUUGACUCGGAGGCGGUUGAUAUUCUGGUGAACUUUGAACCAGACCCUACUGACCUGGCAUUGUCCAGCGUUCCUGGGGGAGAGCUCUUCAAUCCUCGGAAGCACAAGUUCAGUGAUGAAGAGCUCAAACCACAGCCCAUGAUUAAAAAAGCAAAAAAGGUCUACGUUCCAGAUGAGCAAAAGGACGAUCGAUACUGGGCAAGGCGUAAGAAGAAUAACGUGGCAGCAAAGCGUUCUCGAGAUGCCCGGAGACUGAAGGAGAAUCAGAUCACAGUGCGAGCAGCCUUCCUGGAGAAGGAAAACUCUGCCCUGAGGCUGGAGGUGGUUGAACUGCGCAAGGAGGUGGCACGGUACAAAAGCAUCAUUUCCAAAUACCGAGCCCUGUAAGAGAUCUUCAGCUCUUGGGAGUCUGAGGGGGAGUGUGAUUGUAAAAAAAAAAAUAUUCUCCCUAAAGGGACCAUUACUU
Molecule: messenger RNA, 1148 nt
Organism: Carcharodon carcharias (great white shark)
Lineage: Eukaryota; Metazoa; Chordata; Chondrichthyes; Lamniformes; Lamnidae
Product: thyrotroph embryonic factor-like
Exons: 4
Coding region: 209-1069 (286 amino acids)
Biological process (GO): regulation of transcription by RNA polymerase II
Cellular component (GO): nucleus
Molecular function (GO): DNA-binding transcription factor activity, RNA polymerase II-specific; RNA polymerase II cis-regulatory region sequence-specific DNA binding
Source: RefSeq, a predicted model, not a curated record